GGAGGAGGAAGAGGAGCAGGAUAAGAAAGAGGACGAAGAGGAGGAGGCAUCAGGAGAUGAAGACGAAGAAGAAAGGUUAUCACCUGGUGACCCUGACGAGGAGGUUUCCACAGCAACGAGAGCCAAGCAGCUGGCUGAGCGUCUGAAGGCCAAGGCCCGGAAAAUGCUGCGGGACCUGGGGAGGAUCUUAGCCAUCAGCCUGCUGGCGCUGGCUGGCAUCACCCUGCCCUCUGCCUUCUCUGCCAUCUACUUCCUGCUUUUCAUCGGCGUGUGCACGUGGUGGGCGUGCCACCUUCCCAUCAGCCACCUGGGUUUCAACGCCCUGUGUGUGAUGGUGGGCUUCUUCACUGCGGGUCACAUGGUGUGUUUGUACCUGUACCAGAGCCUGCUGGCCCAGGGCAUGUUCCCCCCCCACAGCCUGUGGGCCAGGUGAGACUGCACAGCGCUUACUCUGAUAGAUGGAGAGACUGUUAUAUAUAUGCGUUAUAUAUAUGCACUGUCCCAAACUAGGAUGUUAUCUAGGCAUUGCACAGGAGUU
Notothenia coriiceps (black rockcod) is the source of this 538-nucleotide messenger RNA. Its product is annotated as piezo-type mechanosensitive ion channel component 1-like. The coding region runs from base 164 to 433 and encodes 89 amino acids. The transcript has 2 exons. The record is from RefSeq and is a predicted model, not a curated record. Gene Ontology annotation, molecular function: mechanosensitive monoatomic ion channel activity. Lineage: Eukaryota; Metazoa; Chordata; Actinopteri; Perciformes; Nototheniidae. Gene Ontology annotation, cellular component: membrane.